This is a messenger RNA of Suillus subalutaceus, 2516 nucleotides long. Its product is annotated as P-loop containing nucleoside triphosphate hydrolase protein. The transcript has 21 exons. Gene Ontology annotation, cellular component: cytosol; cytoplasm. NCBI's taxonomy places the organism in Eukaryota, Fungi, Basidiomycota, Agaricomycetes, Boletales, Suillaceae. Gene Ontology annotation, biological process: cellular response to heat. The record is from RefSeq and is a predicted model, not a curated record. Bases 185 to 2428 code for a protein of 747 amino acids. Gene Ontology annotation, molecular function: ATP hydrolysis activity; ATP binding.
CUUCCCACCUUUCUGCUUACUGGCAUUUUGGCAGAAUGUCUUUGGGCGUCGCCAAAGACGAGUUCCUCAACCCAGAGGCAUUGACACGGUGCAUUCUAAUGUUUCUACGUCGAACUCUGGCGCUGCAGGCAUCCCGGGGCCUAGUCAAGCUCUGAUCGGGGUUUUUCAGUGCGCCCAAGCAGUGAUGAAGGAAAUGCAAGAUUUAUACGCUAAUCCGUAUCAUCUGAGCAUUGCAGUCGUGGCAUCCCAAGAGAUUGCAGCGAUACUUGCCAGAGAUCACGAUAUUUCGAAAGACGAUGUGGUCAAAUCAUUGAAAGACUUAAAGGGCUCGAAGGUCACUACGAAGGAUGACGAUGGCUUUAAGUAUCUUGCUCGGUACACGACUGAUAUGUUGGCAUUGGCGCGCGCAGGAAAAUUUGAUGACACCAUCGGCAGGGACGAGGAGAUUCGUCGUACCAUCCAGAUCCUGUGCCGUCGAACGAAGAAUUCUGUUGUUCUGUUAGGUGAACCAGGAGUCGGAAAAACAACGGUCGCUGAAGGUCUCGCCCAUAGAAUGGCUACGAACCAAGUCCCACAAAAUUUGAAGGGCACACUCUACAGCCUGGACUUGGGCGCGCUCUUUGCGGGAGCAGGAAAGGGUGAAUAUGAGGAGCGUGUUAAAGGUGUCAUAGAUGACGUGAAACGCAGUCAAGAAAGCCAGUCUCCAGCUAUUUUAUUUAUCGACGAGCUCCACCUUAUAUCUGUUGGCAAGGGACAGGGCAACCAAGCUGGAAUGGAUGCCGCAAACCUACUAAAGCCUGAGCUCGCGCGUGGCCAAUUCAGGUGUAUAGGAGCCACCACGUUAGCGGAGUAUCGGGAGCAUAUUGAGAAAGAUGGUGCACUUACACGCCGGUUUGCUCAGGUCAUGGUCAACGAGCCAACAAUAGAUCAAGCCAAAUCUAUUCUACGUGGCUCUCGGGAGCCGUAUGAGGCUCACCACCAUGUUUGGAUCAUGGAUCAAGCAAUAGUUACUGCAGUCGAACUCGCCCACAGAUAUCUCACUGCAAGGAGAUUGCCUGACUCAGCAUUCGACCUCAUGGACGAAGCUUGCGCUUCUGCAAGAGUGCAGCAAGAUUUGAGACCAGAGAUCAUAGAUGAGCUUGAAUCAGGCAUAAUCCAGCAGGACUAUUACAUUAAGUCCCUCGAGCGCGAUAAUCAUCCUGAUGAUGAGAGCGCACUGAACCAUGCCAAACAGGCCAAGGUUAAACUCACAACGAAGUUGAGAUUUCUAGAACGUGAACAGGCUGCAGUAACAGCAUGGUGGAAAUUGAUUGCGGGUUAUCGAGGAAACAUUCAAAAGAAGAGGUCCGAAAUAGAUACAGCAAAAAGCGAAGGUCGGAUAGAUGCGAAGAAGAUUGCGCGGCUCGAAGAUGAAAUGAAAAAAUUACGAGAUAACCUUGUUCGAAAAGAACAUGAAGGUCCAGAAGUCCGAAAAAGUUCGGGAGUCCAAAGAGAUUCCGAAUUUAUGGACCAUGAAUUUGUGUCCCUCUUGGCCAAAAAUCGGCCCACUGUCUUAUCUCCGGACAUAAUCACGCCAGAAAGCAUAGCUGCUAUUGUUGAGAAGGCAACAAAAAUCCCAGUGCGACAGCUACUGGACACGGACAAAGAGCGUCUCUUACAUCUUCAAAGCACCCUGGAGAAAAAGGUCAUCGGGCAACCGGAAGCCAUUGAUGCCGUAGUGAACGCUAUUCAGCUAUCUCGCACUGGACUGGGUAAUGCCAACCGACCAAAUGCCUGCUUGCUCUUUACCGGACCGUCUGGUACUGGAAAGACAUUACUGUCGAAGGCUCUUGCAGAGGAGUUGUUUGGACACUCUACGGCAAUGAUCCGCAUUGAUGGCAGCGAAUAUUCUCAAAGUCACUCCGUUUCGCGACUGAUUGGCGCCCCUCCAGGAUAUGUGGGUUAUGAUCAAGGUGGACAACUCACAGAGUAUGUUCGACGAACGCCGUAUUGCAUUGUCUUGUUAGACGAGAUCGAGAAAGCUUGCGCGCAGUUCUUGACAUUGUUUUUGCAAGUCAUGGAUGAUGGACGCUUGACCGACGGACAGGGACGGCUAGUGGAUUUUCGUAAUACAGCGAUUAUCAUGACAUCUAACGUUGGUGCGAACAUCUUGAGUAAGGAAAGUGGGAAGGUAUCCGAUCGCACCAGGGAAGCUGUCAUGCAACGCUUUAAAGAUACCGGAUUUUCCCCCGAAUUCCUCAACCGAGUUGAUGAAGUGGUUAUGUUUAGGACUAUGUCGGCUGACAUGAUGGACAAAGUUUUGGAGAAGCAUUUAGAAGACUUGCGACAGCGGGAUGGCCUCAAGAAAAUGACGCUAGACCUCGAUCGUACUGCAAAGCAAUGGCUCAUUAAUCAGGGCAUUUCAAGCGAAUACGAAAAGUGUACGUAACGACGAAAUUGUGCUGGUUCGUGUCAAGGACAACAGGUUGGAUAUUCGUUCCAGCCGGUGAUCCUAGCUGGCGUAGUUUGCAUAUGUG